Saccharomycopsis crataegensis is the source of this 1506-nucleotide messenger RNA. RefSeq lists its product as uncharacterized. The coding region runs from base 1 to 1506 and encodes 501 amino acids. NCBI's taxonomy places the organism in Eukaryota, Fungi, Ascomycota, Saccharomycetes, Ascoideales, Saccharomycopsidaceae. The transcript has a single exon. The record is from RefSeq and is a predicted model, not a curated record.
AUGAGUGAAGAAUCCCAAAAGAAAUUGCCUCCAACAAUUCCAAAAAGACCUUCGUCUUCGAGGCUUACUAAAAGUGCUUCAAAUAUUUCUGACACCUCAUCAAACCUGAGGGAUAUAGUAUCGGAUAAGGAUCAAACUGGGGAGGACUCGGAAGGUACAACCACAGAAGAACCUGAGAUCUCAGAAAAUACGGCAGUAACUGAAACUUCUGAUGAAGUAGUUAAGAAUGUUAUGGAAGAGGAAACUGGUUCUCAAGAUGAUGUUGUGUCAGAAUCUAAAUUGGGUUCCCAGAUUGAACCAUCGCAAGCAUUGGAAAGUGAUAAAAAGGAGGAAAUUUUACCACAAAUUACUGAAAAAAGACAUCCCCCAGUAGUACCAAAGCGAAUUUCUAGAACCAGUACCUUGGAAUUCAUGGACAGUGAACCAACAAAUGAAGAAGAGUGUGAGCUGUCUGUGAUCAAAGAUAAUGAGCAGGUUGUGCCACCUAUUGCUCCUAAAAAAAUUUCCAGGACUAACAGUAUGGCUAGUUCCGGUGUUUCGGAUCUGUUGAGCCAAGAAGAGUCUGGAUCAAUUGAGGAAUCUGUAAUUGAAGAGAAAAAGGAGGAUGUGUCGGCGUCAAUGGCCAAAAGGCCAUCUAUUCCAAGGAGACCAGCAAGACCAGCUUCCAAUACCAACACUCCUCCGCCUAUCAAAAAGAAACCUCCUGUGGUUCCAAAGAAGCCUUCAUCGAAGAUACUUGCGUUCCAGAACAUGUUGGCCCAACAGCAGCAGGAGCAAAGUAAUAGUAACCCAUCCAGAUUCGUGCCUGAAGUAAUCCGCCGCAAGUCGAGCGGAAUUUCUUCGGAAGAAGAUAGUGAAUCGGAAAAGAAAAGGUCUAAUAUAUCCAAAAACUUGAACGGGAUAUUCGGGACAGCGUUGCCUGGUAUGGCCCCUCCUGGUAUGGGUUUCUUUCCAGAAAAAAUCCCAAAAGCCCUGUCCUCAUCUUCCUCAUUAGUGGAAGAUAAUUCAGUUAGUCAAACACCAGAAAAUGCAGACGAUACUGCCAAAGAAACCGAGCCAAAAAAGCUUAGUGAUAUCAGAAGGGGGCGGGUUAAGGCAUCAGGGAGAAGAAGAUUGCCUACUGCUGCUGUGAAAAAAGUGGAAACUAAGUCUCAAGAUAAUAACAAAUUCUCAGUUCAUGUUGCAGACCUUUGGGAAGUUGUAUUAACCGAACCUAUUUCUAAUACAGGAAAUAGUGAUGAUGACUCAAGUGGGUCACCAGUUGAAGAAGCGCGAAAAAUUGAGGACGAAAAGAUGAUUGAGAAGGACGAAAAGGAGGAAGAACCUGUGGAAAAAAAAGAUGCGUUAGAUAUUCUGGUGGAGGAAUCAGAGGAACCUAUUGAUGAAACUGAUAUUGCGGAAUCUGCAAAAACUCAGGAGAAUCAAGAUUCAAUACCAGAAUCUGAAACAGGCACAAAAGUGCCAAUAGAAGAAUCAGUAAGUGAUAUAAAAGAUUCAAGUGACUAA